This is a messenger RNA of Trematosphaeria pertusa, 3807 nucleotides long. RefSeq lists its product as uncharacterized. Lineage: Eukaryota; Fungi; Ascomycota; Dothideomycetes; Pleosporales; Trematosphaeriaceae. The record is from RefSeq and is a predicted model, not a curated record. Gene Ontology annotation, molecular function: protein binding. The transcript is spliced from 2 exons. Bases 1 to 3807 code for a protein of 1268 amino acids.
AUGUCACGUCUUCCAGUCAAGCGCGACGUGAUCCCGUCCGGCUUUGCGUUCGACAGUGAGAGCAGCUGGUUGAAUGCGCAGUCAAUACAACUCGCGAGACAGUUCGAGCAGUCUGGCAGCAGGAUAUAUAUCGACCAAGCAAUCGCGAUGGCCGAAAGGGCAGUGCGGGCUACGCCAACCAACAGCCCCGCCCACCCUAGCCGUUUGAUCAAUUUGGCAAACCGUUUUCGGAUGCGAUACCAUGCUUUCGAGGAUAUGGCCGAUCUCAACCGUGCUAUUGACAUAGCUCGCGAAUCUGUUCAGACUACUGAACGUGGGGCUUCCAAUCUUUCAAAUCGACUCCUUAUGCUUGGGAUUUCUCUCAAGCUGCGAUACCAGGAGACAAAAUCGGCGCAAGACCUAGGAGACGCCAUUGAUAUGCUCAAUAAGGCACAAGAGGGCAUCCUAUGGCACGAUCCAGCGGGAACAGAAACGCUGGAGACUCUCCAAUAUCUGCUCGUCGAGCGCUACACUCAGACAGAGAGAGCUGAAGACAUCGAUCGUAGCAUCGAAUUUGCAACCAAGCUUGUGGAGCUGACACCUCCGGGGGAUUCACGGCUAUUGAGUCGAAUAGAGUCCCAAAUAGAUGCAAUCGACGAGCGUUUCCAUCGUACAGCGUCCUACGGCGACAUCACCCUGGGAAUUAAACUGGCCGAACGGGGAGUGCGGUUGGCCUCCCGGAACGCCGCCGACCGAGCGGCCUGGAUGGGUCGCCAAUCGAUGUGGCUGGGCAGAAAAGCCAAGGAGACUGGGGAAAUGGAGGACAUUGAGCACGCAAUUAAAAUCGCUGAGGCGGCAGUCGACGCUGCAGGUCCCGACAAUGAUUACUACGGGAGUAACUUGAGCCACCUGGCUAUCCUCCUGACCAUGCGUGCCGAGAAGACGGAGAUGGAAGAUGAUAUCUCCAGGGCAGUCGAGACCGCUGAGCUGGCUCUCGAAGCCGCGCCCGUCGGAAGCCACCUUCGGCCUAGCAGACUAAACAGUCUUGCCAAUUGCCUAGGCACCAGAUUCAAGCAGACCGACAAACUCCAGGAUCUCAAUCGAGCUAUAGAGGCCGUUGCGCAAGCUGUGAAAACCAUGCCUUCCAACUAUACGGGCAAAGCCACCAUCUACGGCACUUUGGGAGUGUGGUACGGCAACCGAGCUGAACGGACAUCAUCCGUGAGCGACCUCGAUCGUUCCAUCGAGGCGCUUGGACAAUCAGUCCAGUUAACGGAUGCUAGCGAUAUAGGCCAAGCUGCUAGCUGGCAAAACCUUGGGAAGUGGCUGAAUAGACGAUUUCAGCUAACUGGGAAUUUGGCCGAUAUCGAUCGCUCUAUUCAAUGUAGCGAAAAGGCAUUAGAGCUCAUGCCUUCAGACCACAACAGUAGGGGAAUUUUAUUGAAUACCCUCGGGUCAGCUUUCGGCCAGCGUCAUCAGUGGACUGGACGUGUCAGCGAUCUGGACGCUGCCAUCGAGGCCAUACAGGAGGCUGUGGACGCCAUACCACCGUCUGAGCCAAACCGAUCAAGGUCACUAAUGAACCUUGGGAUCGAGUUGGAGAGGCGCUUUGUGCAGUUUGGGGCCAUGGUGGAUAUAUAUCGCGCUAUCACGGCGAUGGAAGCAAGCCUAGACAGUCUGCGUACCCGCCAACUCGAUCGUGCCAUAAUAAUGUCGGGGCUCUCAACUACUCUGCUCCGGAAGUUCGAGCGCACAAAGGACCUUGCCGACAUCAACCGCGCUAUAGCUGUUGCUGAAGAAGCCAGCAAACUCUGUAAGGAAGAUCAUACCGCUUUCCCUGGUAUUAUGCUCCAUUGGGCAAACGCACUCGGCAGCCGAUUCAAGCACAGUGGUCACCUGGACGAUGCGGAUGAGGCUAUCGACAUUCUAGAGAGGUUAAUAAAUUAUCCAACAGGGGAUUCACGCAGUCGCGCCACCCGCCUUAGCGCCCUAGGAGUCAUGUAUAGCAGGCGAUAUGCUAAGACGGCACGCCUCAAGGAUCUCGACAAUGCCAUUAAAAUGGGCCAGUAUGCCGUGCAAGCUCUGCCUCACGAUCAUCCUGAUCGAUGUGGCAUGCUGAACAACGUAGCUGGUGAUCUCGAAACAAGACACGGACGGACUAAUUCAAAGCAAGACCUCGAUGAAGCUCUCCGCUAUUUUACGGAAGGCUUCUAUAACCAGGCCGCCCCGUCAUUCCUCCGUGUUUACUUAUCGGCUCGAGCCGCUAUCAUUCUCUCCAGGUACUGCAAUUGGAAGGACUCCAGUGCGCUUUGGCUUGAAGCGGUGAUGCUCUUGCAACGUUCCACUCCCCGGUUUCUUGAGAACAGUGAUAGGCAGUUUAUGCUUUCUGAAUUUCCUGCCCUGGCUGCCCAGGCUGCGUCCAUCGCUCUGAAUGCCGGAAAGAGUGCUUAUGAGGCCAUUAAGCAUGCGGGUCUGGCCGAGAGAUUCGAUGCGCUCCGAGACGUCUUAGACUCUUCCUCGAUGAACGACUCACGGACGUCUAUGGACAGCGACCCUACUGUCUCUCAAGGAGCACAGAGCAAACUGCGGCGAGAGGCCGAAGAUAGGCUAAAUCACGUCAUCGCCGAAAUCCGCACUAAGGAAGGAUUUAGCACGUUCCUCCUCCCGCCGACGGCCGAGCAGCUAAUGGCUGAGGCGGAGCCGGGUCCUAUUGUGAUUGUAAACACAAGCUAUUACCGCUGCGACGCCCUCAUCAUCGAGCGACAUCGCAUCACUACCUUGCCACUGCCUGACUUAAGGAUGGAGGAUGCCGAAGAGAAGGCUCAGCGGAUAAGGGAGGCCGACCCGACGCUAGAGUCUUUCUCGAGCACCAACUCCGUACUAGAGUGGUUAUGGGUAGUUGCCGCGCGGCCGAUUCUCGCGGAGCUUGGUUAUCACGGACCGCCGGCGGAUGAUGUCUGGCCUCGCAUAUGGUGGAUACCUACUGGCGCUCUCACACACCUUCCCAUUCAUGCUGCUGGAAAACAUACACAUGAUUCCACGGAAACGGUCCUCGACCGUGUUGUGUCUUCGUACAGCUUGUCCGUCAAAGUACUCAUGCACAGCCGCCAGCAAAGUCAACGGGGCGAGACCGCUGUAACUACUGCUAACAAGGCGGUGUUGGUCUCGAUGCGACGGACACCUGGACUCGGCACGAAUAAGGACCUCCCCUUCGCCGCCCAGGAAGUUGCUAUGCUCGAGGGAUUCUGUCCGGAGCUCCAGCUCAAAGCAAUCCGGCCCAUGCAGUGCAGGCAAGACGUCCUGCGGCUCCUCCCGUCCUGCAAGGUCUUCCAUUUCGCUGGCCAUGGCCACACGAACCACACCGAGCCCUCGCUCAGCAGCCUGCUCCUGCUGGACUGGCAGACGCAGCCGCUGACGGUGGCGGACCUCAGGGAUCUGCAGCUGCAGGCGACAGCUCCAUUCCUCGCCUAUCUGUCGGCCUGCUCGACUGGUGUCAACGAGGCUGAAGCGCUCGCGGACGAGGCAGUCCAUCUGAUUGGCGCCUGCCAGCUGUCUGGAUUCCAACAUGUCGUGGGCACGCUCUGGGCCGUCGACGAUGAGCACUCCACCGAUGCGGCACGUCAGGUGUAUGAUGCGAUACGGGAUGGCGGCUGGAACGGCGCCGCGGUGGCGCGGGGUGUUCACGCGGCGGCGCGGCUGCUUCGAAGACAGUCGGGUGGAAGACACCUGGGAACUGGCUAUGCGAUACGCGAAGAGGGUAAUCCUGCGAUCUGGGCGCCUUAUAUCCACGUUGGCUUAGGGUUAGGGUUCCGUUUAUCUGCAAAGUGA